CCCACGGAAAAGUUCAAUAAAGCUUGUGAUGUUGGAAAUUAAACAAAAAUAUAUAAAAACUUUAUAUAUACUUAGAAAGUACCCAAAACUUGAAUAUAAUAGUACAACAUUUUAUUUGAGUAUUAAUACGUUUCAAUCCACAGGCAACCCUAGCGUCGGGCGCUGCGCACGUGCGGCUCGUUUCUUUGUGAAAAUUUAGUAGGUAUUUAAAAAGGCGGCAUUUCGUGAACAUCAAAGCAGUGGGCCUUCUGUACUUGUACUAUUAUAUAUUCUGUGUUUAUACUGCAAAACCUUUACAGCAAAAAAAUCUAGCUGUGCUCUGUGCUGUAAAAAGCAACACUGUACUGUAUAUUUUGAAUGUGCUAUGUAGGUACAAAAUGUGUUAUGGAUACAAAUCACUGUCAGCUUCAGGUAUAUUUACCUACUUACCUGGAAAUGUAUUUUUAGGACGUAUAAAAGGGGAAAAAAUUUCGCGCUCGCUGCGCUCGCGAUUUUUUUCCUGGCGUAGAUUACCCAAGGGCGUCGAAACUCAAACUCGCUCUACUCUGAUAGAGUGCACUGGUAUAGCCAAAAGUAAAUGGCGAUAACUACCAACUACAGAUUUCGUUAAUUUUAGUUUUAUAAAACCAGAAAUUAAAGUUUGACAGUUAACAUAAAGAUAAAAAACCGUAGGCAUAAAAGUAUGAACUGCCUUGCAAAUUUUAAUAUUUCGUAGAAAACAAACAUAUUCCAGAAAAAAAAAUCUGUGACAGACGGACAGACAGACGCACGAGUGAUCCUAUAAGAAUUCCGUUUUUCCUUUUGAGGUAUGGUAAAAACUUAUUUUUUUUUAGGUAUUUUUUUCAAUACAGAAAAAAAAACGUUUUUUUGCAACUCUAAGCAAAAUGGGUAAUAGUUGAAUGAAAAUUUGGUCAGGGAAAUUUCCUUAAAUGGUCAUGGAAAGUCAGGGAAAAGUCAGGGAAUUUUAUUUGGGUUUAGUGGUGGACACCCUGCAAUAUUAAAAAACCAAAUGAUUACUGGACAGUAUAAAAACUUUGUACGCAUGUCUCCGAUUGAUUUUGAAGAACUAUUGAAUUUAAUUGGACCAAAAGUACAUAAAAACGAUACAAAUUAUAGAAAAGCUAUCAGUGUCACGGAACGGUUAGCACUAACGCUUCGUUUUUAUGCUACAGGAGAUUCCUAUACUAGUAUGCAAUAUCUUUUCAAGAUAUCAAAACAACGAAUAGGAUUUAUAGUGAAAGAGGUCAGCGAAGCCCUUAUUGGAGCAUUAAAAGAAUAUGUAAAGAUGCCAGAAACACCGGAGCAAUGGCUGGUUGUAGCAAAUGACUAUGAUACUUUGUGGAAUUUUCCACAUUGUUUAGGUGCAAUCGACGGUAAACAUAUUUUACUGCAAUCACCGAUCAACAGUGGCAGUGAAUUUUAUAAUUACAAGGGUUUCUUCAGCAUCGUAUUACUGGCAGUUGUUGACGCGAAAUAUAAUUUUUUGUAUGUAAAUAUUGGGUGUCAAGGAAGAAUAUCUGAUGGAGGAGUUUUCAACAACUGUGUUUUAAAUGAAAAACUAAAAAAUAAUGCACUAAACCUCCCUCAGCCCACUGCGUUGCCAGCAAGAACAGAAGAAAUUCCAUUUUACUUCGUUGGCGAUGAAGCUUUUGCUCUUUCCGAAAAUAUGAUGAAAGUAUAUGCAGGAUAUCAUGAACGUGGUUCUAAAGAAAGAAUAUAUAACUACCGACUUUGCAGAGCUCGUAGAGUAGUGGAAAAUGUGUUCGGCAUAUUGUCAGCAGUGUUUAGAGUUUUGCGGAAACCAAUGUUGUUAGAACCGAAAACCGCGACAUCUGUAGUAACAGCAAUAACAUCUCUCCACAAUUUUUUAAGAAAAGGUAAUAAUGCUCAUGUAUAUACCCCUGCAGGUAGUUUUGACGAAGAAUUAAACGGCCAGGGUGGCUAGCCGAAUGGCACAAUCGCUCACGAAACGCUCACGAAACGAAGCGCUAGUAGAUAUCUAUCUCUAUCGCGCUUGCGUAUUGGCGCGACAGAGCCAGCGGCGUAUCGCUUUCGUUUGGCGUCGGAGAAAUGCCAUUCGGCUACGGGGCCAGGUCAGAUUAGGAAACUGGAGAGAAGGUAACAAUGAUAUGACUAGUAUGUUACCCUUGCAAAUAAGACCGCGAAGGGCUACAAGAUCUGCUCACAAUAUUCGUAAUGAAGUUGCUGAAUACUGUAUUCAGCAAGGGUCUGUAAGU
Messenger RNA from Leguminivora glycinivorella, 2237 nucleotides. Its product is annotated as protein ANTAGONIST OF LIKE HETEROCHROMATIN PROTEIN 1-like. The transcript is spliced from 2 exons. The coding region runs from base 1010 to 1945 and encodes 311 amino acids. The record is from RefSeq and is a predicted model, not a curated record. Lineage: Eukaryota; Metazoa; Arthropoda; Insecta; Lepidoptera; Tortricidae.